UUCGCGUUUGGCUCGGAGCGAUCUGUCUCGAGACUUGAAAAACAUUUACUGCGGUUUAUUCGAUCAGUUCCCCCCCCCCCCCUUGCGGACUAAUAUUUGCUCCUGUGUUUGUUAUUUAAGGAUCAAAUACGGCUUAAUCCGUUGUUAAUUUAGUUUAAAAUUAAAACUGACUUACUUUUCUGCAACUUGUUGACCCAUUUUACGCCCCACCAGAGGUAAGAGCGUCCGGGCGGGAUCUUGUGAUCCGCCGGCUGAUCGCUAAUCCUCUGUGGCUGACAACUCAUGACCUGGCAUCCUUGCGUCCCCGUGCGCCGGUGAUAUGGGAGAGUGGUGGGCGACUACGCCAGGAGAUGCGUCUUUUGGAAACUACGAGAUCUCCAGUAUAUCGCACGGAACAAUUUCCCCGUCGAGGCCCAACAAUCUUGUGUCGCUUCAACCUUCGUCCAGAAACUCCUUCAAUCUGGCCACGGUAUUUUGCACAGAUGACAACGUCCCGCAGUGCGUCUCGUACAUCAACCAGGAACUCACUUCUCUGGGCCUCUCCUCAUGCGUGGAGGCGAGCUCAGCGGCGGGCGCCGACCUGAGGGCGGCGCCCGCUCUAAACGCCUUCUUCGAGCUGCUGCAGAUCCGCAGGCGCAUCGCGGCCGCUUUAGAGGAGCUCGAAAGAGAGCAGCUCAAGAAGUCCAGUACCUUGGAUCACGUCCAGAUGAGCAAUUCCAGACUCAGGGAUCAGCUUGAGCUAUCCAUCCGGGAGAAAUCGGGUCUGCAUGAGACCGAGAGGCAGCUCCAACUCAAAAUCAAGACUCUGCAAAGCUGCCUGAAGACCGAGAAAGAAGAGGUUCAGAAACUCCAGAGCGUCAUCGCCAGCCGCGCGUCGCAGUACAGCCACGACGCCAAGAGGAAGGAGAGAGAGGCGGCGAAGCUCAAGGAACGCCUCAGCCAGCUGCUUGUGGACAGAAAAGAUAAAAAACUGGCGAUUGACUUGCUAAAUUGCCUCGGAAGAGCAGACGGGAAAAGGAGCCAAUGGAAGACGGCCAAAGUCACGGCCAGCCACGAAGGGCAGAUGUACAAGUCCGUGUUGCGGGAUUACGAAGCCAGCCGGCGGUCGCUGAUGCUGGAGAACGCGGAGCUGAAGAAGGUCCUGCAGCAGAUGAAGAAGGAGAUGAUCCACAUGCUGAGUCCGAGACAGCCGCCGUGCAGGGGAGCCGGCGCCGACGACAGCCAGGAGGUGUUGGAUUCGGAUGGGGAAGAGAAAACUGGCGACUCCGGCAGGGAACUAUUGGACCAGUCAUGCGACCAAGCGAGGGAGCAGCUGACCAACAGCAUCCGGCAGCAGUGGAGGAAACUCAGGAACCACAUGGAGAAGUUGGACCACCAAGUGCAAAAUCACACUGAGUCCAACAAGGAGGUGAUCCCGAGGGAAACCCACGAGAAUGAGAUGGAGAGCAUGCGGCGCGAAGUGCAGCAAUGCAAAGAGUUCAUUCACACGCAGCAGCAACUUCUCCAGCAACGGCUGAACUCGUCGUUCGACGACGAGACGGCCGAGCUGCUCAACGGCUGCUACACCCUGGAGGAGAAGGAGCGCCUCAAGGAGGAGUGGACGCUCUUUGAGGAGCAGAAGAGGAACUUUGAGAGGGAGAGGAAGUACUUCACCGAGGCCGCCAUCCGCCUCGGCCGAGAGAAAAAGGCUUUUGAGGAGGACCGAGCCUCCUGGCUGAAAAGUCAGUUUUUGAACAUGACGCCCUUCGCCAACCGUAGCAGACGCUCCUCCACUGACGGUUGCAGUGCCUUGUCCAUCAGAAGUGAGCCAGAGACGAGGGCAUCUUCUGCAAAAAGCCAGCCGUCCAAAUCCUCGAACUACAUGUCGUUCUCCACUCCCGAGCCCGCACAACGCGGCACGGAGCCGUCCACUACUGAACUGUACCGGACACUCCGGCUCAUUCCAGACUCCGGUUCCUCUGGGUGUUCAAAUCGAGGGCGCCGGAAAGAGGCCAGCAGCAGCACCGCCGACGAAGAAAGAGAUAAUCGAGUCCACGGCGGAGACUUGAGUAUCUUUUCUCCCGGGAAGAAUCAGAACAGCUUCAUUUAAAACAUCCACUCCGUCCACAUGCCUCCUUCCUUUCAAUGUGACUGAAGUUUUUUUUUUUUUUUUUUUUAAAUAAUAUACUGACCACCCUCCAAAUGAACAAGAAAGCACUUUAAAAAAAUCAGGUCUGAAAAGUCAAGUCGGAGAAUUUGACCAAGUACUGAUUUGCACAUAGCUUUUUUUUUUUCUUCCUUUUUUAAAAAAUUGAAUUAAAAGCCUGUUUUGCUUGUGUGUUUACAAAGUUAAGAUACAAUCAGAGUUCGUUUAAUUCUGAAUACACGUGUAUUUGUAUCAUAUCUGCUGGUUUGUGUGUAAAUAAAGAAAUGGACAUUU
Molecule: messenger RNA, 2419 nt
Organism: Syngnathoides biaculeatus (alligator pipefish)
Lineage: Eukaryota; Metazoa; Chordata; Actinopteri; Syngnathiformes; Syngnathidae
Gene: ssx2ipa
Product: synovial sarcoma, X breakpoint 2 interacting protein a
Exons: 14
Coding region: 320-2089 (589 amino acids)
Source: RefSeq, a predicted model, not a curated record